CCCCGCCCUGGUGAGUGUGAAGCCUGCCGGCCAGGCCUGCGCAGUUGCGGCGGCCGGGGAAGAUGGUGGAGGACGGCGCGGAGGAGCUGGAGGACUUGGUGCAUUUCUCCGUGUCGGAGUUGCCUAGUCGUGGCUACGGCGUCAUGGAGGAGAUCCGGCGGCAGGGCAAGCUGUGCGAUGUGACGCUCAAGAUCGGGGACCACAAAUUCAGUGCUCACCGGAUCGUCUUAGCAGCUUCCAUCCCAUACUUCCAUGCUAUGUUUACUAAUGACAUGAUGGAGUGCAAGCAGGAUGAGAUUGUGAUGCAAGGAAUGGACCCCAGUGCCCUGGAGGCUCUCAUCAACUUUGCUUAUAACGGCAACCUUGCUAUAGACCAGCAAAAUGUGCAGUCGCUGCUGAUGGGGGCAAGCUUCCUACAGCUCCAGAGCAUCAAAGACGCCUGUUGUACGUUCCUCCGAGAAAGGCUUCACCCCAAAAAUUGCCUGGGUGUGCGCCAGUUUGCCGAGACAAUGAUGUGCGCAGUGCUGUAUGACGCGGCCAACAGCUUCAUCCACCAGCACUUUGUGGAGGUGUCUCUGUCGGAAGAGUUCCUGGCCCUGCCUUUGGAAGACGUGCUUGAGCUGGUGUCCCGGGAUGAGCUGAAUGUGAAGUCAGAGGAACAGGUUUUUGAAGCCGCACUGGCUUGGGUCAGAUACGACAGGGAGAAGAGGGAACCUUGCCUGCCAGAGCUGCUGUCCAAUAUCCGCCUGCCUCUCUGCCGGCCCCAGUUCCUGUCAGACCGAGUGCAGCAAGAUGACCUGGUGCGUUGCUGUCACAAGUGCAGGGACCUGGUAGAUGAAGCAAAGGACUAUCACCUCAUGCCAGAGCGCAGGCCCCACCUGCCAGCUUUCAGGACUCGGCCUCGAUGCUGCACAUCCAUCGCUGGGUUGAUCUAUGCCGUGGGGGGCCUCAACUCAGCAGCAAAUUUUUAUGCAGGUGAUUCCCUGAAUGUGGUGGAAGUGUUCGACCCCAUCGCCAAUCGCUGGGAAAAGUGCCAUCCCAUGACAACAGCCCGAAGUCGUGUGGGUGUGGCUGUGGUGAACGGGCUUCUCUAUGCAAUCGGGGGCUAUGACGGUCAGCUGCGGCUGAGCACUGUGGAGGCCUACAAUCCUGAGACGGACACAUGGACCAGAGUGGGGAGCAUGAAUAGCAAAAGAAGUGCCAUGGGGACAGUCGUGCUGGACGGACAGAUCUACGUCUGUGGAGGCUACGAUGGCAACUCUUCCCUCAAUUCUGUGGAGACCUACUCACCUGAGACGGACAAGUGGACGGUGGUGACUCCAAUGAGCUCAAACCGCAGUGCGGCUGGGGUUACAAUCUUCGAGGGCAGGAUAUAUGUGUCAGGUGGCCACGAUGGUUUGCAGAUCUUCAACAGUGUGGAACACUACAACCACCACACAGCUACCUGGCACCCAGCGGCCAGCAUGCUCAACAAGCGCUGCAGACAUGGUGCCGCCUCCCUGGGAAGCAAGAUGUUUGUUUGUGGGGGCUAUGAUGGCUCUGGCUUCCUCAGUAUUGCUGAGAUGUACAGCUCUGUGGCAGACCAGUGGUGCCUCAUUGUACCCAUGCAUACACGCCGGAGUCGGGUCUCCCUUGUGGCCAGCUGUGGGCGCCUCUAUGCAGUGGGUGGUUAUGACGGACAGUCCAACCUAAGCUCGGUGGAGAUGUAUGACCCAGAGACGGACCGCUGGACGUUUAUGGCCCCCAUGGCAUGCCACGAGGGAGGGGUUGGUGUGGGCUGCAUUCCUCUUCUCACCAUCUAAGGAGAGGGUGGGAUGUGGUGGGUCGGGAUCUGGUACAGGCAUGGGCGCCCCCUUCCAGGGGAAAGUCCUCUCAGAAGGGGCAGAGUGGACCGGAAGAUGGGGUGAGAUGUGAGCCUGCCAGAGGGACAGUGUUUCCAGGUGCUUAAGUCCUCCGUCACUGUGCUGCCCUUGUGACUUUAGGUUAUCAAGGUGCACAAGCCCCUCUGGGCCCCACAGCCAGUAACACGGAAGUGCUUUGCUGGUCCAUGUGUACACAGGCUCCAUCUAAGCCCAGCGUGCACCUGCUAAGGCCUGGCCCAGCUCCCACUCGCCACAGUGUUGUGAGUGAGUGCCCCUGUGCAGGAGGCCUUCCAGCCAACGCUCCUCCUCGCCUGCUUGUCUGCAGCCAUGUUUGUGGCCAGUUUGCCACGGGAAGCCUAUUGGAAACUGCGGGGUAAAGCCGGGAGAGAAAGGUGUUCUGACUGCCUGUGAUGGGGCAGCUACAGCAGCGGGCUCUGUGCACACAGGCUCUUCCCUCCAUCGUGGGGCAGCUACAGCAGUGGGCUCUGUGCACACAGGCUCUUCCCUCCAUCGUGGGGCAGCUACAGCAGCGGGCUCUGUGUACACAGGCUCUUCCCUCCAUCGUGGGGCAGCUACAGCAGCGGGCUCUGUGCACACAGGCUCUUCCCUCCAUCAUGGGGCAGCUACAGCAAUUUCGUCACUGUCUGCAGCAAGCAGGGAGGCAGAAGUUUUCUCCGUGCCUGAUGUUUUUGGGAUUCAGUGAGAUCUUUUUCUGCUUGUCCCAGAGAACCAGAGGGGAACAGAGAUGCUUGAAAGAAAGUGGAGGAAAUGGAAACAGGAAAAUGCUUGAGAGAAACUGGAAGGAAAAGACGUUUUUAAAAGGACAUUUUUCACAGGAAGAAAACAAAAGAUACUAAAAGUAAGUGCACAUUUAAAUGGAAAACCAUCAAACAUGACAACAGUGGUAUCCACGCCCACAUUCGGAUCCCAGGGCCCCGAGCCGAGCCCUCCUAAAGCAGUCGGGUUCCCUCUGAGCCCCAGUGGUUCUGAAACCAGGGCAUUCUUGACGGGACCUGUAGCAAGGUGCUCAUGGGGUUGGUGUCCUCAUCCACUCCCGGAGGAAUUUUUAAAUCAUAGGCUUAGGGAGCUGGCUGAGUUACUGCCACUCAUCUCUUCAGGAGCUCCCACAAUCACCUCCCACUGCCACCCAGCGCUCCUUCAGAUCCCAGCUCCCAGCUCCCACAUACAUCCCUUCCCCCUUUGGCCAGCAGGAAAUAGCAUGUCUGGCCAGAUUCACUCUUACCCACCGACUAUCCUUGAAUAACUUCUCAUCAUGACGCUUCUGGGGCACAUUGGCCAUCUGUACCUCGAGGACCUAACCAGGGGCAUGCUCCUACCAGCCAUGGACUAAGAGGGGUCAGGUGACUUGUCUGCCCUGCCAUUCCCUGCUUUUCCUUCCACUUGCCAACCCCAGGGGGUCCACCUUCCCUCCAGCCCUUGGCAGACUGACCAGCAAGGUGGGCCUUUACAUUCAAGCAAUGCUGGCUUCGUGAUAUAAAGACCUAAAGACUUAAAAAAAAAAAAAAAAAAAAAAAGACUUUUGCUGCUGCAAAGAAGAUAUUUUAUAUUUCUUCCUCUAAUCUUGGCAAAUGACCUCAUGAAGAGACUCCAUGCUCCUUCUUCCUCUAGAUGGGACCUUCCCGUAGCACCAGAGGCCCCAGAGAGGAGACUCUUCUCUUCCCAGUGCACUGGGCAGAGGGGCCGACCUUCAACUGCUGCUGCCAAAAUCUGGUUUUCUAAAAUUCUUCCAUAGAGACUAGAAGGGUACAAUUACUUUUAGCCCCAAUCUGGGUCUAAGGGUCCUGCUCUCCACCUGAUUGUUUUCUUGCCCAUUGCUGCCUGCCUGGAGCAGCCUAGAAGCCAGUUCAGAAAGGCACAAUGUGAAGCCUGGGGCAUCCCUUACCCCAGACAGCAGGUUUACCAGUGUGUGCAAUUGCCAUGGGUUCAGGAGGAAGGACUUUCGUCCCCUACAGCUUAAGAGCUGGACCUCUGCUAUAAGCACUUGAAAAUGAUGUUUUUAUUUUAAAAGACUGAACAAUCUGAUAACUGAUACAUUUUAACCAGACUCCCAGUGGAAUGCCAGCAUUUCUUCCCGCCCUUCAGUUUGCCUGCUGAAAUAGACUCUGGGAGGCUCUGGGUCUCAGUCUUCUGUUAGUCCUGCAGGAGGGCUGUAUCCGUGCUCAUCUUAUUAAGUCCUUUCUUCUGUGAAUGUACUGCCCAGCCUUGACUGUGAAGGUGCUGAGAACCAGUCAGUGAACUCCCAGGUGGGUCUCCUGGGUCCUUACGAUGCCAGCAGACAGCAUCACUGCAGAUUCCCCCAGUCUGCUGCUGCUGGAUUAGCCUUCCCGAGUCCACCCCCAGCUCCUAGUGUAGCGCUUACACUGUGCACAUAGAGACAGUGUUUCCAGAGAGAUCAAGUCAGUGUUUAGGCUCUGAGCACACUUGAGCAAACAGGAGCGCUUUCACAUUCGCUGGUCUGACUCUUUCGUGUUGGAACAGUAGAAUCAUGGGAAAACAGACAUCACCAAAGGACACUGUGGGAAGAAUGUAACAAGGAGAUAGGGCAGACACACCUGGUGGACCACGGGGUCUGGCCACUGCCCUUCUCGUUUCCCAUGGUUCCUCACUCGAGGUUUCACCAGAGAUCACAGCAGAAGAGAGCUGAAGGCCAGCCUCUUGACGGACACAAAGAUGGAAAUACGUAGGAAUUCUGUCUCUCUUCACCCACAGUUGUUUCACAGGGAACUUUAUUUAUAGAACGCAUGUCUUCUGUGUUAAGAAACCAAAGAAAAAUAAAAAGAACACUCCCAAUUC
Molecule: messenger RNA, 4676 nt
Organism: Cricetulus griseus (Chinese hamster)
Lineage: Eukaryota; Metazoa; Chordata; Mammalia; Rodentia; Cricetidae
Source: RefSeq, a predicted model, not a curated record